GCAAGAAGCAUUUUAACGAGUCUUCUCCUUCCUCUCGCCCAAUUUCCUCACCUGCCUCCGAGAAGAGAAAAGCAAACGAGACGCGAAUCAGCGGCGGCGAUGGCUCUCCCGGCGUCCAGCUCCACCCUCUCCCGCUUCCUCUCCUCCCGCCGCAUCCAGCCCGCCGACGUCACCGCCCUCGCCACCUGGGGCGUCGCCGCCGGCAGCGCCGCCAUCUACCUCGUCCAGCCAUUUGACUGGAUCAAGAAAACCUUCUUCGAGAAGCCCGAGCCAGAGGCAUGAGUGCUUAUGGGCGUGCAUGGCUGCAACUUUUGAUGCGUACAUUUCCAGGAUGAUUCUGAGUUUGGAUGACCCAGCCAAUAAUAUACAAGACCCUCGUGUUCCCUUGUUUGAUUUUCCAUCCAGAUGUAGGUUUCCUGUUGCGUUGCAUGUAACCCUCGCCAUGGGAGGGGAAUGAUCAUGUAAGUUUAUUUUUCGUCACAGAGAAAAGAAACUGUGCUUGUGUUCA
This is a messenger RNA of Hordeum vulgare subsp. vulgare (domesticated barley), 508 nucleotides long. Its product is annotated as cytochrome b-c1 complex subunit 10, mitochondrial. The coding region runs from base 100 to 282 and encodes 60 amino acids. The transcript has 2 exons. The record is from RefSeq and is a predicted model, not a curated record. Lineage: Eukaryota; Viridiplantae; Streptophyta; Magnoliopsida; Poales; Poaceae.